Messenger RNA from Malurus melanocephalus (red-backed fairy wren), 2468 nucleotides. It is a transcript of the gene METTL23, whose product is annotated as methyltransferase 23, arginine. NCBI's taxonomy places the organism in Eukaryota, Metazoa, Chordata, Aves, Passeriformes, Maluridae. The transcript has 5 exons. Gene Ontology annotation, cellular component: cytoplasm; nucleus. The coding region runs from base 361 to 1071 and encodes 236 amino acids. The record is from RefSeq and is a predicted model, not a curated record.
GCGCGGGUGCCGGGCGCUCUUGGCCGCGCGGUCCCGCGCCCGCCCCGGGAACUCAUCGCCGCCGCUGCCCAUCCCACGGCGGGCCCGCGCUCCGCGCUCGCCGCUCUUCUGAGAGCAGCGGGCCGGCCACGUGUCACCCGGUUUCCUCCCGUCUUCCAGCAGCGACCCACGGAAGCGUCCGUCCCGCCCCGCCGGGAAAGCGGCCCGGUUUAAGCGCGGCGCCCGGGGCAGGCCGCGGCUGGGCUAGCGGCCCAUCGCCAUCAGCGCCCGCGGCGGCGCUCCGCGUGACGUCACGGCGGGAGGAGGUGCCGAUUGGUCGUCGCGGCCCGGAGGCGCUACGUGUCUACCCACGAUUGGCCCAUGGCGGAGCCGCGCCGGCGGCGCGCGCGGCGGUACCGUUUCGAGGAGGGUCCGGCGGCGCUGGCCGUGCGCGUGCCCGAGGUGCUGGACUCACAGUACGGGAUGUACGUGUGGCCCUCCGCCGUGGUCCUGGCCCAGUAYCUGUGGACGCACAGGCGGAGCCUGCCCGGCAAGCGAGUGCUGGAGAUCGGUGCCGGUGUGAGUCUCCCCGGCGUGGUGGCCGCCAAGUGCGGUGCCCAGGUGAUCCUGUCGGACAGCGAGGAGCUGCCCCGCUGCCUGCAGAGCUGCCGCAACAGCUGCCUCAUGAACCAUCUACCCCACGUGCCCGUCCUCGGCCUCACCUGGGGCCGGGUGUCGCUAGAGCUGCUCUCUCUUGCGCCCAUAGACAUUAUUUUAGGCUCAGAUGUCUUUUUUGACCCCAAAGACUUUGAAGAUMUUUUAACUACAAUUUACUUCUUGCUGGAGAAGAACCCACAUGCUCAAUUCUGGACAACUUAUCAAGUCCGAAGUGCUGACUGGUCUAUCGAAGCUCUGCUCUACAAAUGGAAACUGAAGAGCACCCCUGUUCCCUUGCACUCCUUUGGUGCAGACAAAGAGCACUUGGCCGGCUCCUCUCUGCCAGGAAGACACACAAUUGAAAUGAUGAUAAUCUCACUAGCACAGUCAGAUGGCACUUCAGUUUAUUCCACUUCAGGUUUCAGUACAAGGUGAUACUCAGCUGUUCGUUGUAGCACAGAGCUACAGAGAACAGUCCCAUUUACAGCAAACCUCAUGGAUAUUUUGGGGAAGCAGCAAUUCUUAAAACAUGCACUGUAAAAAUAAAGCUGUUUGGUUUCCCAGCUAUGGCUUUUGAGAAAUUUGUGUUCCUCCCCCAAGCCCAUGAAAUARUUCAGAGCCUCAAUUCUGUCAUGUGAGCCACUACACAACAGAGCUUAACCUGGAAAUCCACAAGCUCCAACCUAAAUCCACAACKUCAGCUAUGAAAAGGUAACUGCACUCUUUCAAAAUAAAAAAAACCCCAUGCCCGUAAGAUCCCUUUUCCCAGGACUGAGAAUCCUUCCCAAAGAUCAACAUACAAAAGCCACCCCCUCUGUAAAUGAGUGUGUGGAGACUGUGCUAACCUGGAACAUACAAACUCAUCAGUUUGUAGAAAAGUAUUUUUAAUCCUCAACAAAGCCAUACUGCCAGUGUUCAGAUGUUUCCAUUCCCAUUUAACAUACAUGCAUAAGAUAAAACAAGGCAUUACAAUACCCUUGACACAGGAUGUUUGAAGUUACAAGUCAUUUGGUACCAAAUCAAGAGAAAUCAUCACUGUAAAGAUCAGCCCCCAUCAAGCAGCAGCCCCGUGAGCCAGGGCAAGCACACAGCAAUGUAAUUAUUAGUACUGCUCMGUGUGGACCUCCCACACCACCAUCCCAGGACCUGGCUGGUUCUGUGUUUGUGGCCUGGUGUGUUACCACUUGCCACACAACAUUGGGUUAGUCACAAUUCUAAUUAAAGUUUGCCCACAGUAAUUUAAAAGCAACCCCAGUGGAUAAAAUUUGUAAGCAGUAAAAUGCAUUUGGUUACUAUAUAGAAGUUAAACAUUGACAGUAUAAUUGCAGAAAUCUUUUCAAGCUAAAAAUAAGCUGACCCCAGACAUUAAGUUGAGAAAAGGUAACACAGAAAAAAAUGUUUAAUAACUACAGAGACAGUGGGUAUAGUACAGAAUGUCUUAAGCAAAAGAUACACCAAUCAGUACUUACAAAGGAAUGAACCAUUUCUUUGCUUAACAUUACAAUUCUCAUAUGUAAGUUCAUAUAUGCAGGUUGGUAAGUUUUACCAUUCUGGAAAAAAUAAGGUGUGUAUAUCAUCAGCUAGAUGUGCUCACUGUAUGCUCCAUUUUUUUUACGCAAGGCCCGGGUGACUGGAAGUGCAGUUGUCAGGCAUUUUAAUUAACUGGACAGCCAUUUGUUUCUGCACGACAAGGCAUCGUUACACAGGAGCAAUCAGGAGACAACAGGAAACAGCCAAGCACUCUGCACUGCAACACGCCACCUUAACAGCUAACCAGCAUUACUCAACUGCUACACAACUGCGCCUAGUGCACAAAAAUACAUAAGAGAAGA